CGGGCGGGCGGCGGCGGCGGGGCCCGAGCCCGAGAAGAUGGCGGUGCGGAAGAAGGACGGCGGCCCCAACGUGAAGUACUACGAGGCCGCGGACACCGUGGCCCAGUUCGACAACGUGCGGCUCUGGCUCGGCAAGAACUACAAGAAGUACAUACAAGCAGAACCACCGACCAACAAGUCCCUGUCUAGCCUGGUUGUACAGCUGCUCCAGUUUCAGGAAGAGGUUUUUGGCAAACAUGUCAGCAAUGCACCCCUUACUAAACUGCCGAUCAAAUGUUUCCUAGAUUUCAAAGCAGGAGGAUCCCUGUGCCACAUUCUUGCAGCUGCCUACAAAUUCAAGAGUGACCAGGGAUGGCGGCGUUACGAUUUCCAGAAUCCGUCACGCAUGGACCGCAAUGUGGAAAUGUUCAUGACCAUUGAGAAGUCCUUGGUACAGAAUAAUUGCCUGUCUCGACCUAACAUUUUCCUGUGCCCAGAGAUUGAGCCCAAACUGCUAGGGAAAUUAAAGGACAUUGUUAAGAGGCAUCAGGGAACCAUCACCGAGGAUAAGAGCAACGCCUCCCAUGUUGUGUAUCCUGUCCCAGGGAACCUGGAAGAAGAGGAAUGGGUGCGGCCAGUCAUGAAGAGGGACAAACAAGUUCUUCUGCACUGGGGCUACUACCCUGACAGAGUUCUGUGGCUCUUUCUCCUGGCAGUCAACACUAAGAAGGACUCGGAGUCGGCCCCAGUCAAAGGAGGCACCAUGACUGACCUGGAUGAACAGGAGGACGAAAGCAUGGAGACCACGGGCAAGGAUGAGGAUGAGAGCAGUACCGGCAACAAAGGGGAGCAGACCAAGAACCCAGACCUGCAUGAGGACAACGUGACUGAGCAGACCCACCACAUCAUCAUUCCCAGCUACGCCGCCUGGUUUGACUACAACAGUGUCCACGCCAUCGAACGGAGGGCUCUCCCUGAGUUCUUCAACGGCAAGAACAAGUCCAAGACUCCAGAGAUCUACCUGGCAUAUCGAAACUUCAUGAUUGACACUUACCGACUGAAUCCCCAGGAGUAUCUGACAUCCACUGCCUGUCGGCGGAACUUGGCAGGUGAUGUCUGCGCUAUCAUGAGGGUCCAUGCCUUCCUGGAACAGUGGGGUCUUAUUAACUACCAGGUAGAUGCUGAGAGCCGACCAACCCCAAUGGGGCCUCCACCCACUUCUCACUUCCAUGUCUUGGCGGACACACCAUCGGGGCUGGUUCCUCUUCAACCCAAGACCCCACAGGGCCGCCAGGUUGAUGCUGAUACCAAGGCUGGGCGGAAGGGCAAAGAGCUGGAUGACCUGGUGCCAGAGACGGCUAAGGGCAAGCCAGAGCUGCAGAGCUCUGCUUCCCAGCAAAUGCUCAACUUUCCUGACAAAGGCAAAGAGAAACCAACGGACAUGCAGAACUUUGGACUGCGCACAGACAUGUACACAAAGAAGAAUGUUCCCUCCAAGAGCAAAGCUGCGGCCAGCGCCACCCGGGAGUGGACCGAGCAGGAGACGCUGCUGCUCCUGGAGGCUCUGGAAAUGUACAAGGAUGACUGGAACAAAGUGUCUGAACAUGUGGGAAGCCGCACGCAGGAUGAGUGCAUCUUGCACUUUCUUCGCCUUCCCAUUGAAGACCCGUACCUGGAGGACUCAGAGGCCUCCCUGGGCCCUCUGGCCUACCAGCCCAUCCCCUUCAGUCAGUCAGGCAACCCUGUCAUGAGCACUGUUGCCUUCCUGGCCUCUGUCGUCGACCCCCGAGUGGCCUCCGCUGCUGCCAAGUCAGCCCUAGAAGAGUUUUCCAAAAUGAAGGAAGAGGUGCCCACAGCCUUGGUGGAAGCCCACGUGCGGAAAGUGGAAGAAGCCGCCAAGGUCACAGGCAAGGCAGACCCUGCCUUUGGUCUCGAAAGCAGCGGCAUUGCAGGGACCACCUCUGACGAGCCCGAGCGCAUUGAGGAAAGCGGGACUGACGAGGCACGGGCAGAGGGCCAGGCAGCAGAUGAGAAGAAGGAGCCUAAGGAAGCACGAGAAGGAGCAGGAGCUGCCGAGGAGGAAGCGAAGGAGGAAGCCAGUGAGGCUCCCAGGAAGGAUGAAGAGAAAGGGAAGGAAGGGGACAGCGAGAAGGAGUCCGAGAAGAGUGACGGGGACCCGAUAGGUGAUCCUGAGAAAGAGAAGGAGCCGAAAGAAGGGCAGGAGGAGGUGCUGAAGGAAGUGGGCGGCGAGUCCGAGGGCGAGAGGAAGACGAAGGUGGAGCGAGACAUUGGUGAAGGCAACCUCUCCACCGCUGCUGCCGCCGCCCUGGCCGCUGCCGCAGUCAAGGCCAAGCAUUUGGCUGCUGUUGAGGAGAGGAAGAUCAAGUCUUUGGUGGCCCUGUUGGUGGAGACCCAGAUGAAGAAACUAGAGAUCAAACUCCGCCAUUUUGAGGAGCUGGAAACGAUAAUGGAUCGGGAGCGAGAAGCACUGGAGUAUCAGAGGCAGCAGCUCCUGGCCGACCGGCAGGCCUUCCACAUGGAGCAGCUGAAGUACGCGGAGAUGAGGGCCAGGCAGCAGCACUUCCAGCAGAUGCACCAGCAGCAGCAGCAGCAGCAGCAGCCGCCAACCCUGCCCCCAGGCUCCCAGCCCAUACCCCCAGCCGGGGCUGCUGGGCCACCCACAGCCCAUGGUCUAGCUGUGGCUCCAGCAGCUGUGGCCCCUGCUCCUGCUGGCGGUGGGGCCCCUCCUGGAAGCUUGGGCCCUUCUGAACAGAUCGGGCAAGCAGGGUCAACUGCAGGGCCACAGCAGCCACAAGCAGCUGGAGCCCCCCAGCCUGGGGCAGUCCCACCAGGGGUACCCCCCCCUGGACCCCAUGGCCCCUCACCGUUCCCCAACCAACAAACUCCUCCCUCAAUGAUGCCAGGGGCAGUGCCAGGCAGCGGGCACCCAGGCGUGGCGGCCCAGAGCCCUGCCAUUGUGGCGGCUGUUCAGGGCAACCUCCUGCCCAGUGCCAGCCCACUGCCAGACCCAGGCACCCCCCUGCCUCCAGACCCCACAGCUCCGAGCCCAGGCACAGUCACCCCUGUGCCACCUCCACAGUGAGGAACCAGCCAGCCAUCUCUCCCCCUCACUCCCCAUGGAGAUCACAGUUCCAGGAACAGCCCUCCCCCACUACUGGGACCCUCCCUCAGCCUGGAGAGUUCAUCACUACGUAAGGAAAGCUCCUCCUGCCCCUUCACCGUCCCCACCAUGCCCAGCAGAGGUGUGCAGUUUUAUAUCCAGUUCUUAACCAUGGACUUCUGACUAAAAGAUGUUUCUGAUGCCUGGGAGAGAGAAUAGGAUGGAGACGGUGCCUCAAAGGAAGGGGUAGGGAAAGAUGUUUAUAGAGGUUCUACUAACCACUUCCGAGGGUUUUUACCCCCUUCAGACUCACUGCAGUUUUGAAGUGGAUAACACGGAAACAGAGCCCUUUAAAAGGGAGGUUUUAAAAAGACGACACAUUGGAGCCCACAAAAGAUAACUUGGAGGGGAAAGGGCAGGUUUUAAGAGGAGUUAGGGUUUGAGGGUGAGCUGUGGGGAUGGAAUAGGGUACCAAGCCUGUCUCCCUGAGCCCCUUGGUAGUACUGAGUCAGCUCCCUCACCGGUUCCAGUUUAUUCACGCUAAUCCCUCCUGCCGCUUGUCAUUGCUGCUGUUCCAGGCCAGCCCAGCUCAGCCAAUGACCUUCCCUCUGGAUGUCAGCAUUGUGUUUGUUUUUAAAAGUCACCUGCUUAGUUGAUGUCAGCGUAUGUGUAUUUGGUGGGGAAGCAUAUUUUGGGGGGAUUCCGUGGUAGGUGUUAGAGGAAGAAAGGGCCACAGUUGGGGCUGUUCUUCCUGCUUUCCCUGGUCGUAUCUGUGAGUGCUUAGAAGGCAUGGAACAGGGAGCUCCAAGAGGAUGGGGAGUUUGUAAACCCUGACAAUUUGAAAAGCACUUAAGACCUACUUUUGACAGUGGGACACCGCUAACUUCUGCCCUCUCCACCAAGCCUGACAGGCCCUCACUGAUAGCUAGGAAUUCCCUCCCCAAAUGAGGACAAAGACUGGGCGCAGCGCAGCAUGGCUCUGCUCCCCACUGCCCCCCGCAGGACUCCAGGCUCCACACCUGCUUGGUCCUCCUGCCCAGUGUUUCUUUCCUCUGCAUCUUGGCACCUUCCUUCUGUUCAAAGUUUUCUGUAAAAGUUUCUUUUCUUUGUUCUUUUCUUUCUUUCCUUUCCUUUCCUUUUUUUUUUCUUUUUUUAUAAAUUAAUUUGCUUUCAGUUCCA
This is a messenger RNA of Peromyscus californicus insignis, 4279 nucleotides long. It is a transcript of the gene Smarcc2, whose product is annotated as SWI/SNF related, matrix associated, actin dependent regulator of chromatin subfamily c member 2. The coding region runs from base 38 to 3082 and encodes 1014 amino acids. Gene Ontology annotation, cellular component: SWI/SNF complex; nBAF complex; npBAF complex. Lineage: Eukaryota; Metazoa; Chordata; Mammalia; Rodentia; Cricetidae. Gene Ontology annotation, biological process: positive regulation of DNA-templated transcription. Gene Ontology annotation, molecular function: histone binding; nucleosomal DNA binding. The record is from RefSeq and is a predicted model, not a curated record. The transcript has 27 exons.